CUGUGCUCUAUAAUCAACUCGAAAAGCAUUUCGGAACUAGACGUUAUGACGAAUUGUGAUUUAUCAGGAUAAUCGAAACGUAAUUACACCAAUAAACUGUUAUGAUCACAAUAAGCGUUCCGUAUUGGUCACACUUGAGGUGAUUUUCAUGUAAUUGAGGUAAAGCAAUUAAAUAAACACGUGAAAAUGGACUUCGCACAGCCGCCUCCGAAUAUGAGCGUGCCGCCUCCUGGCAUGCCCGGGGGUCCCAAUUUGUCCAUGCCUCCGCCAAACAUGACCGGACAAGGUGGCUACAACAAUAUGAAUAAUCGACCAGGAUUUAGGCCAUUCAUGAACAUGUCGAGGCCUCUGCCUGGGGCUUUGAACAACAUGACACUGGAGGAUUUUGAUGGCAAGAGGCUAAGAAAGUCUGUUAUGAGAAAGACAGUUGAUUAUAACUCAGCAAUAAUUAAGGAACUCGAAUGUAGAGUAUGGCAAAGGGAUUACCGUGACCGUAGGGCGUUACAACCCGAUGCCAUGUACUACCCCGACAUGAUGCCGCCCCCAAGUUACCAAGACAACCCGAUCAACUGCGUAACCACCCGAUUCGUGAAAACGGCGACGAAUAAAAUGAGGUGUCCUAUAUUUUGCAUGGCCUGGACGCCGGAAGGCCGAAGGUUGGUAACGGGUGCCAGCAGCGGAGAAUUCACUUUAUGGAACGGUUUAACGUUCAAUUUUGAAACCAUUCUGCAGGCACACGACAGUCCGGUUCGUACAAUGGUGUGGAGUCACAACGACAGCUGGAUGGUGACCGGGGACCAUGCGGGGUACGUCAAGUAUUGGCAGUCCAACAUGAACAACGUCAAAAUGUUCCAGGCGCAUAAAGAGGCCCUCCGUGGCAUAAGCUUCAGCCCCUCAGACACCAAGUUUGUAACAUGUUCGGACGAUGGUACUCUCAGAAUUUGGGACUUUUUACGAUAUCAAGAGGAGAGAGUACUCAGAGGACACGGUGCCGAUGUAAAAUGCGUCCACUGGCAUCCACAAAAAUCUCUUAUCAUCUCUGGCAGCAAAGACAAUCAACAACCAAUUAAAUUAUGGGAUCCAAAGACCGGGCAAUCUUUAGCAACACUGCAUGCACACAAGUCAACCGUUAUGGAUCUCAAAUGGAACGACAACGGAAAUUGGUUAAUAACGGCUUCGAGGGAUCACUUACUGAAGCUGUUCGAUUUGAGGAAUCUAAGUCAAGAAGUACAAACAUUCAGGGGCCAUAAGAAGGAGGCCUCUAGCGUUGCCUGGCAUCCUAUUCACGAAGGGCUGUUCUGCAGUGGUGGAUCUGAUGGUGCUAUUAUGUUUUGGCAUGUAGGUGCUGACAAAGAGGUGGGUGCCAUUGAACAGGCCCAUGAUAGUAUAGUGUGGACGUUGGCCUGGCAUCCAUUGGGACACAUUUUAUGUUCCGGAUCAAACGAUCAUACCAGUAAAUUUUGGACGAGGAACAGACCUGGUGAUCAAAUGAGGGACAAGUACAAUUUGAACACGUUACCAGCCGGUAUUGAUGGAUUGGAAGACAUGGAUGUUGAUGUCAAUGUGGGAUCAAAUAAUGAGCCUUCCUCCAUUAUACCCGGAAUGGGACCUGAAGAUAAAGUGGAUAUCACGUCAAUUAUUUCGGAUGGUAACGCUACCAUCCCCGGCCUGGACCUUGACCCACUUGCGAACGCCAACGACGAUAAACCAAAAGCGAAGAAAGUACCGUUCAGUAAACCCAUUCCUAGAAAUUUCCAGGCUCAAUGGAACGAAACAGAUGAUGGGCCGGGUAGUAUAAAUGAGGUGCUUACACAGUUAGUAGAGAACACUCCUGGGGUUGUACCAUUGCAAAAGAUUGCCCCCAAUGCUAUUAUUGUAUACGGAAAACUAAUACCUGUUGAGCCGGGUUCUAAACUGGAACAGGCUAUCGCUGACGGCCCGGAAGCUUUACAAAAGUAUAUAGAUUCAGGGGAAAUAGAAGAAUUGCACGAUGUAAUGCCCAUAAAGGACGAUGACGAAGAUUAUUUAAACGAUCCAUUAGACGAUGAGCCUAAUAAAGCAGUUACUGAUUUGGUUACUGGGGUUUAUCCUAAUGAUCAAGAUCUGAGGAGUAAUGAUAUGGACAUGAGGUUUAUGUCCAGGGACAAUGAAAUUAGACAAAUGGGAGAUAUGGAUUUCAGGGUUCAAGAUCAGGACUUUAGAAACAAUCACGAUUAUGAUAUGAGGAACGACGGGGGAGAGGAAGACUACCGGUACAAUUCAAAUUCCGGAGAUCAGGACUUCAGAAACUUCUAUGAAGAAGAAGAAUACAAUGAAGAGUACUACGAUUGGCAGAGGAACGGAAACAAUUACGAUAAUAGUUACCGCGGCGGGCCUCCCCCGGGGCCCAACAGAAACAACUUCCGAAACCAACCGAACUAUAACAGGAAUGACCCUAACAAUGGGCAGCAAGAUUGGAAUAAGGACUUCAGAGGUCGAGGUCGCGGUAGGGGCAUGCCCAGAGGUAUCAUGAGAGGUGGUAGGGGUAACCCAAGAGGUAAUCCAAGAGGACAGAGAGGCAUGAUGAGGGGCGGCCCAAAUAUUAGGGGAGAUAAAGGUGCAAACCGUGGUCAGCCUGGCCGAGGAAGAUUUUCGAUGUAAAAUAUUUUUGUAUUUAACUGAUCGUGAUUUUGAUUUUUUUAAUUUAAAUAUUUUCAUGUAUAGGAUCAUGUUAUAUUUUCUUUUUGAAAUAUAUUAUUUUAGUAAA
Messenger RNA from Aethina tumida (small hive beetle), 2746 nucleotides. RefSeq names its product pre-mRNA 3' end processing protein WDR33 (gene Wdr33). Bases 187 to 2640 code for a protein of 817 amino acids. The transcript has 13 exons. Gene Ontology annotation, cellular component: mRNA cleavage and polyadenylation specificity factor complex. The record is from RefSeq and is a predicted model, not a curated record. Gene Ontology annotation, molecular function: protein binding. NCBI's taxonomy places the organism in Eukaryota, Metazoa, Arthropoda, Insecta, Coleoptera, Nitidulidae.